UGCAGUUUGAAAAUGUAUAUAGCUUUCAGAGUCUAAUCAAUUAUCAAGUAUGACUUGCAUACCUUGCCGCACGAGGAAGAAAAAAUGUGACAAGGAAAUUCCACGCUGCGGGCGGUGUCUCAGAAUUGGCAUCAAUUGUCGGUACAACAAGCCAUUGAAUAGCAUUGGAUGGGAGAAACGUGUUGGAGAUGGAGCACUUAUAUACACACCACAGGGUACUCCUAUCAGCAUCCUGCGCAAUGAUCCUCUACUGAUUCUUCAAGAUGGAUAUUUCUCAUCCGAUCUUCUGGGACUAUCAAAGUGGACAGAUUGUAUUGACGUUCAUCUGACGACUGUUACGCUGGCGACUUUAACGCUCAGAGGACGGGAUUUACGUUCAGCAUGCCUACCCUACCUAGAGACGCUGAAUGAAUGGCUUCCGGUGGUUCUGUCCAGCGAACUGGAUGAUUGUGCCUCAAGUAUACUAUCUUUCCCUGAUAGUGAAUCAUCGCUAUUGAUAUACUCCUGCUUUCUCCUUUCUCAAAUAUGUGGUAACGAAAGUAAUAUGGAGGCGGACGAAUUCUACCUGAAAUGCAAGGGCUUUUUUACUCUCCUUGUCUCUCAAAGAAGGAGAAGUGAAAAGUUAGUGCAAGUAGGGCUACUUCUAUCGCUUUAUGAGUAUCUACAAGCCAUGAAUGACGUUGCCUUGACGACUAUUGCCUCUUCCACCCUAAUCGCCGAUCAUACGGGUCUAUUCCUUCCUCUCGAUCGAGAUGGCGUUCGCUGUAGCACGACGUUGACACUCUCAAAACGAAUAUGGUGGAGUCUCUUCAUUCUCGAGAGAGUUAUCAUGGCAGCGGCCGUUGACAGCCCAGUUAUAUCCGAAACUUUCAUUUGUCCGAUUCCCCCAAUGCCGGAAUUUCCAGUUGCAAAGGAGCAGGCAAUUGAAAUAUUUCUCAGUCAGAGCCAUUCAGGGGCUUCUCAAAAUCCAUAUGUGCAAUUCAUUUACGAAGACCACAAGAGCGGGAAUAGUUUGCAACUAGAAUAUUUCACUCGACUUGUUCAAGCGUGUUACCUGUUGCAACUAGCCCUCCUGGAUCGAUGGGCUCAUUCUCAUAGAGUUCCCAGUCGUCACAAUUGCGUUGACCUUGAUCGGAAGUUAACAACAUUUGCAUCAGCGGUACUUCAAGAAGGGGAGGCAGGACAUGGGAAAAAUUGUUCCACUCUUGCGAUUUGCGUUAAUGCUAUGAUUAUUCUUCAUGGAGUGUCGGCGGCCGAUAUCGGAUAUUCGGCUUAUCACGAAGAGAGACCGACUGACAUCUGCCCUGCCCUGGUUGUGGCUAUUCAGAUGGUAUUGGACCGCAUUAAGCAGUUUCCAACUUGGCAUUAUCAUUAUGCGGCAAUAAUUCCAAUCUGGACCCAUCACUGCUUCUACCUUGGUGCCCUUUCUUAUCUCCAGCAAUGCGCUGAACGAUCUGACCCCCUAUUGAACUUCGAUAUUCUUGAAUCAGUUCUUCAUUAUUUGAAAGUAUAUUCUAAGCGCUGGAAAUUGUCUGGUAAGUUUUUUUCUUUCUGUUUUUGGUCGGAUUUCUAAGCUGUCUCUUCCUGACUAACUACCAUAAAGU
Messenger RNA from Talaromyces proteolyticus, 1604 nucleotides. RefSeq lists its product as uncharacterized. Gene Ontology annotation, molecular function: DNA-binding transcription factor activity, RNA polymerase II-specific; zinc ion binding. The record is from RefSeq and is a predicted model, not a curated record. The transcript has 4 exons. NCBI's taxonomy places the organism in Eukaryota, Fungi, Ascomycota, Eurotiomycetes, Eurotiales, Trichocomaceae. Bases 50 to 1573 code for a protein of 507 amino acids. Gene Ontology annotation, biological process: regulation of DNA-templated transcription.